Messenger RNA from Lepidothrix coronata (blue-crowned manakin), 2530 nucleotides. RefSeq names its product ephrin A2 (gene EFNA2). Gene Ontology annotation, molecular function: ephrin receptor binding. The transcript has 4 exons. The record is from RefSeq and is a predicted model, not a curated record. Gene Ontology annotation, biological process: axon guidance; ephrin receptor signaling pathway; osteoclast differentiation. The coding region runs from base 1 to 750 and encodes 249 amino acids. Gene Ontology annotation, cellular component: plasma membrane. Lineage: Eukaryota; Metazoa; Chordata; Aves; Passeriformes; Pipridae.
AUGUGCCUCCGGGACACUGGGACCGACAGCGUGGCCCAGAUUGUCCCUGACAGCCUUGUCUGGCUCCCGCCCGGCGCUGCCGUCCCGCGGGAUGACACUCGGCUUCACUCGGCUCGGCAGCGAUUCCGGCUGCCCGAGGAGAAGGAGAAACAGAUGGAAAACCGGCUUAAACGUUCCCGGCGGGAAGUCCAUUGCCAGCCACGGACUUGCCAGAGCCCAGCCAAGCCACAGGAUUACUGGAGGAAAGAGCCCCUGGCAGGGUCGCCCUGCAGGUUCCACCGCGGGGACUACACGGUGGAGGUGAGCAUCAACGACUACCUGGACAUCUACUGCCCGCACUACGAGGAGCCGCUGCCCGAGCGCAUGGAGAGGUACAUCCUGUACAUGGUGAACUACGAGGGCCACGCGUCCUGCGACCACCGGCAGCGCGGCUUCAAGCGCUGGGAGUGCAACCGCCCCGACUCCCCCAACGGGCCCCUCAAGUUCUCCGAGAAGUUCCAGCUCUUCACCCCCUUCUCGCUGGGGUUCGAGUUCAGGCCCGGCCACGAGUACUAUUACAUCUCCGCAUCCCCCCCGAACAUGGUGGACAGGCCCUGCCUGAAGCUGAAGGUUUAUGUUCGGCCAACGAACGAUUCCCUCUACGAGUCCCCGGAGCCCAUUUUCACCAGCAACAACUCCUGCUGCAGCCUCAGGGUCCCGCCGGCCGCGCUGGCGGUGGUGCCGGUCGUCUGGACGCUCCUGGCCUCGUAGCCCGACCCCGACGCGCCGGGAGCGGCUCCGCGGGGCGGGAGCAGCCCGGGCACGGAUCCUGCCUGGAUGGUGCCUGGGGAGGUCACUGGUGCUGCCGGCGAGGAUCCUGCGGCCACGAGAAGUCCCUGUGGUGGCACAGUCACCCCUUGGGGAGCGGUGCCGGGCUGUCCCGUGGGAUGGAUCCCGGCUCCCAUCCCUGUCCUGCAGCUCGAGCUCCGGCCAUCCCGGUCGGGCAUCGCUUUUUACAUUUCUAGACCAAAUACAGAGUCCUCGUCCGUUGGUUUUUUCUUUUUUUUUUUUUUUUUUUUUUAAAAAAAAAAAAAAAGGUUUUUAUUUUUAGUUGUUGGGUUUUUUCCCGGCCGGGCCCCCCCCCCAGGCCAGACUGACCUGCCCGGGGCCAGGCUCAGCCCCCGCCCGGUGGAGCCUCCGGAUUGCCGGGACCGCCGGACACAGCGAUGGUGCCAACGGCUCCGUGGGCACGGACUCCUUCCCAGCCCGGCCGCAGGAUGUCACAGAGCCGGUCCGGACACCCCCAGACACCCCCGGACACGAGGGUGGACAGACACAGCCCCCCUGGGGGGGUCACCCCAUUCCCUUCGCUCGUGCCACAGAUGGCACCAGUGUCCCCAUGGAACACCGGGACGGCUCCGUGAGCAGCAGAGGAAACUGGAUACAGCCGAGGGGAGCACCGGGAACGGCCGGCAGAGAGCACCGGGAUGGCCAGUGCUGGGAGAGCACCGGGAAGGGCCGGCUGAUACCGGGAGCACUGGAAUGGGUGGCGUGGAGAGCACCGGGAAUGGCCGGCAGGAAGAGCAGGGGGGAUGUCUGCUGGCACAGGGAGCACCGGGAAUGGCCGGCACAGAGAGCACCGAGCAUGGACAGCACUGGAGAUGGCUGGCACUGAAAAUGGCCGGCACUGGGAGCACCAGGAAUAGCUGGCACUGAAAAUGGCCGGCACUGGGAACACCGGGAAUGGCCGGCUGGCACGGGAAGCACCGCCGGGCGCUGGGAGCCGGCGGGCCGGGCUCGCCCAGCCGUGGGCAUCAUUCCAAGGGCAUUUGUCCGGCGCCGGGGCUGGAGCCCUGCCGGAGCAGGGCUGAGCUCGCCGGGGCGGGAGGAGGCUGUGCCAUGGAUUUUCCUCCUCCGCUCUGCACCGUGUCCCCCCGAUGCCUUGGGGGUCCAAGAGUCCCCCCAGGGGGGCCACGUCCAUCGUGGUGCUCCCCAUGGUCCCCCCUUUGCCCCCCGACAUUCCGGGGUUGGGCUUGGGGAUUUUUCCCUUUUCCUUUGCAUUAAUAAGCAAACCCCCCCCCCCAAAACCCCUGAUCCGAGGUUGGCCCUGACCCCAGGGGUGGCAGGUCCCCAGGGAGGGGUCCCCCCGCAGCCCCGGGGUCUGACCCCUCCUCGCCUUAAAUCUGGGGCUGUCCCACCUGGGGGGGUCCCCUGCCUGUCCCACAGAGCCCCCCCAUUCCCCAGGGGGUUGGUGGUCCCAGGGGAUGCCGGUGAUGGGCUCAGCCCCAGCCGCAGCCCCCAUUCCACGUGGAUCCUGGCCCUUCCCGAGGGCUCCGUCCCUGUACAUACAGCGCUAUACUGUGAGCGGUUUUUUUUAUGUAUUGUUGAGAAUGGAUUUUAUGGAAGGGUUUAUCUUAUUUUUAUUUUAUUUUUAUUUUUUAGACUAGGAAGCUGGAAUCUCGCAAUAAGCUCAUCUCGACCAUCCAAAAAAAACCCAAACAAACAAACAAACAGAUAAAAAAAAAAAAUACAAAAAAAAGAAAAACCCCAC